CAAUAUAUUAAUAAACUUACUGAAAAAUAUCACCUUAUAAAGCUUGUGUGUAUGUGUGUGUGUAGGACAUGGUGAUUGGAGGACUGGACGUGGGGACUCAGUACAGUGUAAGUGUGGCAGCGUAUGAUGGAACAGCACAGGGACGUCCCAGCAUGCCGAGGGUUGUAAGCACCGCCUCCCGGGAUGUGUGUAUGCCCCCCUCCCCUCCCACUCAGCCUGUAGUGGUUGCCUUGUCAGACACGGAAUUGGCGUUGUCAUGGCAGCAGGGUGAAAGUCAGGGGAGUUCACCUGUGCUCCACUUCCUGGUUGCAUACAUCAGGCCAGAGAUGGACUCCGAGUGGACGAUCAUCCGUGAGCCGGUGGAGUCGAAUUCGAUGGUUCUGAAGGGUCUGAUUCCUCAAACUAAUUAUCAGUUCAUCAUCAGAUCUGUAAACCAGCAUGGAGUCAGUCACCCCAGUCCAGUCAACCCCCCCACCCGCACCCUUGGUCCAGGUGAAGGGGGCAGUGGUGAUCAGAAUCUCUACACUGAUGAUGCGGGGUUUGGUGUGGACUCAGAUUAUGAUGUCUUUAUAGACGAGCCGAUGCCAUUUCCUGCCACAAAGAACCUACGCUCUCAGCUCCGAUCACCCAGCGGCGCUUCUGUUAACGGACACAUCAUUUACAGAAAGACAAAACUUCACAACACACCUCAGAACACACCUAUCAUCAAAAACACACCUGAAAACACACGGCAGAACACACCUCAGAGCACACCUAUCAUCCAAAACACACCUGAAAACACACGGCAGAACACACCUCAGAGCACACCUAUCAUCCAAAACACACCUGAAAACACACGGCAGAACACACCUCAGAGCACACCUAUCAUCCAAAACACACCUGAAAACACACGGCAGAACACACCUCAGAGCACACCUAUCAUCAAAAACACACCUGAAAACACACGGCAGAACACACCUCAGAGCACACCUAUCAUCAAAAACACACCUGAAAACACACCUGAACACACACCUCAGAACACACCUAUCAUCAAAAACACACCUGAAAACACACCUAAAAAUCAGAAGAGUGACAUGUCAGUCAAAAGCAAUUGGACAUUAACCACCGCCACUGUUGUACCGAGCACAAGCCCCGCCCUUUCUAAACAUGCCCUGCCCACUACCAGCCUUGUAUCCACAUCCUGGGAAGGAGUGGAGCCAAGUGUAUACAAUGUGACGUGUGAGGAGACAGUGUGCCCCCCCAACAGUUUCUGCAGUAAUGACUACAACAGUGGAGGAUCACGAUGUCACUGCAACCUCGGUCACCAUGGAGAACUCUGCUCUGAAGGUGUGUCAAUCCGGUUUCCAAGGUUUUACGGAUUUUCUCACAUGACAUUUGAGCCCCUAAAAAACUCGUACCAGAACUUCCACAUCACUCUGGAGUUCAAGGCGGACUCUGAGGACGGGCUGUUGUUGUACUGUGGAGAGAACGAACACGGUCGAGGAGAUUUCAUGUCCCUCACUUUGGUGCGGAGGAAAAUUCAUUACAGAUUUAACUGUGGCACCGGGGCAGGGCAGAUCAUCAGUGAUGGCGCCAUUGUGAUUGGUCAGUGGCACACAGUCACUCUGUUCAGAGAUGGAGUUAAUGGCUGGCUACGACUCGACAACGAUACCCCUGUGUCUGGACGCUCACUGGGUCACUACAGCAAAAUAACUUUCCGCACUCCUCUGUUUGUGGGCGGAGCUCCCAGUGUUUACUGGCUUGUGAAGGCAGUGGGAACCAAUCACGGCUUUCGUGGGUGUGUCCAGAGAUUGUCAAUCAAUGGCAGAUACACUGAGCUGAGACCCUGGCCUCAGGGACAUGCCCUCAAUGGGGCGGACAUUGGUGAGUGCAGUACCAGUGUGUGUGAUGAGGUGGUGUGUGAGCACAGUGGAGUGUGUUACCCGACUCGUGCAGACAGCUACAUCUGUCUCUGUCCUCUGGGAUACACAGGAGUUCACUGUGAGCAGAGCUUCGUGCUGUCUCUGCCCCGCUUCAGUGAGAGUGUGCAGUCAUACGCCAGUGCCCCCUGGCCUCAGCACACACACUACUACCUUUCCUUCAUGGAGUUCCACAUCACCUUCAAACCCACCAAUCAGGAUGGGACUCUGAUCUACAGCCACGACGAGCACAGCCGUGACUUCUUGUCCAUUGUCCUGGUGGGCGGAGCUGUAGAGUUCCACUUCGACUGUGGCUCUGGAGCUGCCAUCAUCAGGAGUGAGCAGCCUGUCAGUAUGAACAUGUGGCACGAUCUCAGAGUGUCUCGUACGGCUAAAAGUGGCCUCCUGCAGGUGGACAGUCAGCGGCCAGUAGAGGGCAGUGCCGAGGGUGCAUUUACUCAGAUUAAGUGCAGUUCUCCUCUCUAUAUCGGUGGGGUUCCUGAUUAUGACUCCACAAAAAGCAGCGCAGGAGUGAUCAGACCAUUCAGCGGUGACAUUCAGAGAAUCACACUGAAUGACCGUGAGGUUGCCGUGGUGACGGGUCAUGUGGUGGGCGUGAAUGUGAUGAACACGCCCCACCCGUGUGUGGAGAACCCGUGUGCUAACGGAGGAACAUGCAGACCCAAACGAGAUGAGUACGAGUGUGACUGUACACUGGGGUAUGACGGAACACACUGCCAGAAAGAGUGUGGAAACUACUGCUUUAACUCGGUGACUGAAGCCAUUGAAAUUCCUCAGUUUACGGGCCGCAGCUACCUGACAUACGACAAUCAAGAGAUACUCAAACGGCUAUCUGGUUCUAGGACGAGUGUGUUCCUGCGCUUUAAGAGCUCGUGUAAGGAUGGACUGUUACUGUGGAGAGGAGAGAACCCGGGCCAAGCUCACACUGACUAUCUGUCUAUAGGCCUGCAGAAUGGAACACUUGUUUUCAGUUAUGACCUGGGCAGUGGGGCUGUGUUUGUGGUGGUUAAUGGAGCCUUCAGUGAUGGAAAAUGGCACAGAGUGAAAGCAGUCAGGGAUGGACAGAGUGGGAAGCUGACCGUAGAUGAUUAUGGAGCUGAGACAGGACGUUCACCUGGCAAGAUGAGACAGCUCAAUAUCAACGGAGAACUUUACAUAGGUGGGAUGAAGGAGAUCGCUCUUCGCACCAGUCGUCAGUACCUGGCAGGUUUAGUCGGCUGUGUUUCACACUUCACGCUGUCCACUGAUUAUCACGUGUCUCUGGUUGAGGAUGCGGCCGACGGCAAGAACAUUAACACCUGCAGCAACUAACCUCAAACACCUGCAGCAACUAACCUCAAACACCUGCAGCAACUAACCUCAAACACCUGCAGCAACUAACCUCAAACACCUGCAGCAGAAUGCUUUGUUCCAGUUUGUGGUAGAUCUCCCCUCUGUUCAGAAAUAUUUUAUUGCAGAACUCACCACAUGGCCACCUGACACUGAUCAUUAGGAUUCUGAUGAAGGUUCUAGAAGAUUAGAGGAAGAGAAGAAGCUCUAGAGAAGUUUAUAGUGAUGUGGAGAUGGAGUUCUACACUGUGAUGUGUGUUAAUCUCUCUCUCUCUGUCUCUCUCUCUCUGUCUCUCUCUCUGUCUCUCUCUCUCUGUCUCUCUCUCUCUCGCUACGUGACCUUCUGAUGUUUUUAUCACGGUGUAUAGAGUUAAUGUGAGAGAUUUUUGUGUACAAUCUUUAUUUUUAUGCCUUUGUGUUUAAAACACUUCUCAGUUUUGCCAUUUAAAAUGUGACUUAUGAAUUUCUUUCGGAAAUAAAACAAAAACCAUCAUUUCACCCCAGUAUUUGGACUCUCUCUUCCACUUCUCGACUUUUCUUUUAUUUUCCCUGAUUUUUUUCUGUUUUAUAUAUAUAUAUAUACUAGGUGUAUUACAUAUGAUGAAAACUCAGCACCUUUUACUGCUUAAUUUGUGUUAUUUAAAAAGUAUUUUAAAAGCAUCCAGCAGGAAAUCAGAGCAGAUCCAGUACAGCAUCCAAUUACAGUGGAGUGGAGGCGGGGCUUAGUGCACCUUCAGUUAAAUAAAUAAUAAAAAUUUGGUCUUCAGAAAUAAACUGAAGCUGUUCUCUCCACUGCUAACCCCAGCUGUUGAAUCAGUGUGUAUAUAUAUUUAUGUAAUGUUGAAUUUAUUGUUCCAUUUCACACCAGUAUAAAUCUUACCUUCUCCCCAGUCCAUCAGUCCAGGAAAGAUCUGCUCUCCUACACAGAUGAGAACAAUGACACAGAGGAAAUAAAACAUUUCUGCAGACAGCAGCCACUUCUUUCUGAAUAUUUCUUCAUAAGUGUCCAUCUCCUCAACUACCCAGAGAAGUCCACCAAACCUUUCUGCUAGUUCUGC
Messenger RNA from Ictalurus furcatus (blue catfish), 4306 nucleotides. RefSeq names its product pikachurin. Bases 69 to 3230 code for a protein of 1053 amino acids. Gene Ontology annotation, molecular function: protein binding; calcium ion binding. The record is from RefSeq and is a predicted model, not a curated record. The transcript has 20 exons. NCBI's taxonomy places the organism in Eukaryota, Metazoa, Chordata, Actinopteri, Siluriformes, Ictaluridae.